Molecule: messenger RNA, 780 nt
Organism: Fusarium fujikuroi IMI 58289
Lineage: Eukaryota; Fungi; Ascomycota; Sordariomycetes; Hypocreales; Nectriaceae
Product: AVO2-like protein
Exons: 1
Coding region: 1-780 (259 amino acids)
Molecular function (GO): protein binding
Source: RefSeq, a predicted model, not a curated record
AUGACCCGCCGUCCCCCAUUAUGUGAGAGCGUCAACUCGAGAUUAUCAUGCCCAAGACUAAUCGCCAGUAGGAUUGAGCCCUCUAUUCGCGUUCGCCGGGCAAUUCAUGCCAAUGAUGCGACACUCCUCCGCCGAAUUCUGAAGUCACAUCCCACUCUCCUCCUCAACCCCGACUCUUCACCAUCCGGUCUCUCCAAUUCGAACAUGCACCUAGCAGCCUCACUAGGCCAUCGCGAAGUCUGCGAAGUCCUCUUGCAGCUUGGUCACGAAGAUCCAGUCCCUGCACUCAACGAGACCCAUCAAACAGCACUUAUGCUCGCCUCAGCCGAAGGCCAUACCGAGGUUGUACAACUCCUCUGCGAACACGAUAAAACAUGUAUACUUCGCCGCGACAUCCGAGGUCGUGAUGCUGUGAUGGAAGCUAGCCUUGGCGGACACGACACUAUCGUCCAACUCCUCCUUACGUUUGUCCCCGGCGGACCUUACGAUGCAGUCCGCCGCGCGGACGUUGAAGGGAAUACGGCGUUGCAUUUUGCGAGUGGGAACGGCAACCUGUUAGUGCUGCGAACGCUGCUGGCGGCGGGCGCGGAUAUACAUAAGCGAAACAUAUGGAAUUGGACGCCAGCUGCGUACAGCGCUACUGUGCAGGCCGAGGUCUAUCUGAAGGGUCUGGUGAAUGAGGUGGGCAAGAGACAGCAGCAGCAACAGAAGAGGGAGAUUGAGUCAGCUAAGAAGGGAGGGGGGGUUCGUGUCGUUGAGGCUACUAGCGACGAAGACUAA